Penaeus vannamei (Pacific white shrimp) is the source of this 1257-nucleotide messenger RNA. The record is from RefSeq and is a predicted model, not a curated record. Lineage: Eukaryota; Metazoa; Arthropoda; Malacostraca; Decapoda; Penaeidae.
CCAGAGGAUAGUAUGACCUUCAUGAUUCACGUCUCCUUGAACCGUCCUUGUGACCGGUUUGAGUCCUAGCCGUCACCUUGGGACGCCCUUAAGGACAGCCGAAUCCCGCACACGUGUCCUGCUUGACUGCUGGAGGUCUCACAGCGUGUCACCUUGGCGCCCUGCGUCUAGGAUGCUCGUCUCGUCCUGGGAUUUAAGUACUCGAAUGGGCGCGUCCUUGAGGUCUCCUUAGGAUGUUCUUCUGGAAUUAUUCAAAGGAAUAAUCUGUAAGAGUUUGAGUGCUGUUGCAGCUUGGUGAGCGUGGAAUUGGGAUGGCUGAGUGUAGGCGUCUGUAGUUUAUGCUUAUUGCCAUGCGGCUGGGUCACACGACGACCACCACAGGAACGCAAGCACGCACAGUGAGCGAGCAGCAAUCAGCCGGCCUAAACCCACGGGCGCUGAGCUGAGCGGUCGGCGUGGCUGGCCGUGUGACAAGCACCUCAUGACCCGGGUUGCGUCAGCCUCAUAGACCAAACCACAGCUAAACAACAAUGAGAUUCGUGUGUUGUUGGUGCGCGGGUACCACCUCUUCCUUCUUACUCAGGCUAUUUUGAUAACGUUUUGUGUGGCUUGUAUGGCGAAGAGGUGCAGGCAUCAGUGCUUGCGACUUCAGCAGGAAGUAGAUAUUGUAAUAUAUCUGAUGUGGGGAAAAGGCCGGCACAAUAGCAGAUCCCGUCUACAUUGCGCUGAUCACACGGUCACAUCGCCGCCUCCUAACCCGUCGCAAUGUCCGCCAAUCUACUUUCCGCCACCUGAUCCCCGGUCCUCGUCAGCCCACCUUCCCCUGCUGAUCCGUCGGGCCUGCUCUCCUCAUCUCGGGCGGCGAGGACAAAAAACGGGCGAAACAGACACCUACGGGGACAGAUCCGCCUUCGGGCCAAAGAGGUCACGAUGGCAUUCCGCGCCCGCCAUCACCGACGCGGUCCGGCUCAUAUUUCCGUGUUGGGCAGCCGUGUAUAGCCGGUCUCCUCUUUUAGAUGACGCCCUGGAUUUAACGGACCCAAAGCCACGGUGGGAAGAUCAUCAUCCCUAAGCUAUCCCUUUGUCCCGUCAGCGUCACGAAAUCCGAAGGAGUUAGUAACGUGAGGACGAAUUCAAACUCACCGGCACCCGGAUUUAGGGAGCGCAGACGGACCUGGCUAACGGGAGCGGCCAACCCUUCCGCUUGCCAAAUCCACUUCCUCUAUGUGAUCAAGGAAAACAUGAAAUAAAUGGUUA